Molecule: messenger RNA, 354 nt
Organism: Fulmarus glacialis (Northern fulmar)
Lineage: Eukaryota; Metazoa; Chordata; Aves; Procellariiformes; Procellariidae
Product: macrophage migration inhibitory factor-like
Exons: 3
Coding region: 1-354 (117 amino acids)
Molecular function (GO): phenylpyruvate tautomerase activity; cytokine activity
Source: RefSeq, a predicted model, not a curated record
AUGCCGAAGUUCAUUGUUAAUACAAAUAUAAGCAAGGAUAAAGUUCCAGACUCUUUCACGGGUGAGCUUACCCAGCAGUUAUCAAAAGCAAUGGGCAAACCAGCACAGUAUCUAGCAAUACAGAUCUCUUCUGACCAGCUGAUGUCCUUUGGUGGCUCCACAGACCCCUGUGCUAUGUGCUUUCUCUACAGCAUUGGCAAGAUAGGGGAGCAGGAGAACAAGGAACACCCUGGCUGGCCUGCAGCACUCUGCUCUCAGCAGCUAACAGUGUCUGUCUUCCCUUUCAGAAUCUAUGUCAGCUUCUUUGAGAUCAGUGCUGGCAACGUAGGCUGGAACAACACCACCUUUGCUUGA